Dendrobium catenatum is the source of this 2889-nucleotide messenger RNA. RefSeq lists its product as uncharacterized. The record is from RefSeq and is a predicted model, not a curated record. Lineage: Eukaryota; Viridiplantae; Streptophyta; Magnoliopsida; Asparagales; Orchidaceae. Gene Ontology annotation, molecular function: protein binding. The transcript is spliced from 10 exons. Bases 84 to 2618 code for a protein of 844 amino acids.
UCACUAACUUAAAAGGCCACUCCGCGACUUACUAGCUUCAUCUUCCUCGCCUGGUGCCCUUCUUCUUCUACCCGUCUUCUUCCAUGGCCUUAUCGGCGGCAUACGCUUCAAACAUUAACCUCUUAGCCUACAAACAAUUCCACCGCGUCCGCUGGCAUGAUGUGACCGAAACCACACGCCGAAUCUCCUCUCCCCGGGUUUCUCCUGCUAUUGUCCUCAAGCCUCGCAAAUUUCUCAUCUUGUCACGCGCCACCGCCGGCGAAGGUGGCCCCGCCGAGUUUAACCCUGGUCCGUCCGCCACGUCCAAGGAUAUUGAAGUGUCCAAUAGCAAUGGUAAUUCUGGAGAAGGCUAUAUAGGACUGUUUGUUCAAAUGCUUGGUCUAGAUAAUAACCCUGUAGACCGGGAACAUGCAGUGGUGACACUUUGGAAAUAUUCAGACGGGGGAAAGAAUUUUAUGGAUGUUAUCAUGAAGUUUCCAGGUUGUGUGAAUCUCGUUCUCAGCCUUCUGAAAUCAGAUAGCCCUUCUACAUGUGAAGCAGCAGCAGGCCUUUUGCGAAACAUAUCAUCAGUUAAAUUGUACAGAGAUAUUAUAGCUGAAAGUGGUGUGAUUGAAGAAAUUGCAUGGUUGCUUCAUCAAUCCUUUUUGUCUCUAGGGGUGAAGGAGCAAAGUCUAUGUACAUUGUGGAAUUUAUCUAUUGAUGAGAAACCUAGGAUUAAGAUAGCGCGUGGUGAUCUCUUACCACUCCUUAUUAAGCUCCUUUAUGAUGAGGAAAUCAAGGUAAAAGAGGCAGCGGCAGGUGUUUUAUCAAAUCUGUCUUUAAGCCCAUGCAAUCACUGCAACAUGGUAGAACUUGGUGUAAUCCCAAAGCUGGCAAAUCUUUUCAAAAGCGAUGCUGAGGGGUUGAAAGUUAUCAGAAAAUCAGCAAAAACUGCAUUACUAGAAUUAUCCAAAGAUGAUUACUACAGAGUUCUUAUUUUUGAGGAGGGUUUAAUAAAGGUCCCUUUAAUUGGUGCUGCUGCCUACAAGUCCUUUAGACCACAAUCUCAUUCUUGGCCCUCUUUACCUGAUGGAACAGAGUUAGAAAGGACUUCACGCUCCUCAAGAUAUGGUGCUACUGAAUUACUAGUUGGAUUUAGUGUUCGUGAAAAGGACAUCAGCUUGGAAGAGGCGAAGAUAAAUGCCAUUGUUGGAAGAUCUCAGCAGCUAUUUCUUGCACGAAUUGGUGCUAUCGAGAAUGAUGGAAGAAGAUCAGAUUCUGAUUCAUCUUUAAACCAACAACAUACGCUUUUGCCCUGGAUAGAUGGUGUUGCUCGGCUAGUUUUGUUUCUUGAGCUUGAAGAUGUCUCAGCAAUCACAAGAGCCGCGUACUCGAUUGCUGAUGGAUCCAUUAGUGAGCAUCUGCGGAUAUCAUUCAAGGAAGCUGGAGCUAUCAAACGUCUGGUUCAGUUGCUUUCUCAUGAUGAUAAGGCUGUUCAAGAGGCAGUGGUUUAUGCCCUAGAUAGGCUUAGCCUAAGCUAUGAAGUGCUCCAAACUAUUGAAGCAGAAGGCAUUGUGCAUCCUCUUGUUGACAUAAUCAAGCGUGGAAAUGCAUCUGGAAGCAUAUUGGAAAAGAUCUUGAAUAUAUUGCAUCGAGUUAUUGACCCAGGAAAAUACAUGGAAAGAAAGCUCCAUGACAAAGUAGCAUCUGGGUCCGACAAAAUGGCCAUAUCUUCGUACAAUUCUCUCAAUAGAGAUGUAAUUACGAGAGCAUCAGGGACUUCUUCAAUGUUUGAUUUAAUUUCAAGGGAAAGAGGUAUAGACUCUGAUGUUGUAAAAUAUCUCAUUAGAAUAUUAAAGACGUCAUCUCCAACUUUGCAGACAAAGAUUGCUUCCAUCUUUGAGCAUCUCUCUAGUUUUGAACCAUUUGUGACGAUGCUCACAAUUUCUGACAUUGAAUCAGGGCUUCAUGCCGUUUUUCAGAACUUGCUGUUGAAUGGUACACAAGAAAAUGUUGACAAUCAACUUGAGUUGAAUACCCUGAUGGCUGAGGAAAUCGGUCUUGCAGUAGCUGCAGCUUCCAGGUUGCUAACAAAACUUUUGAAUUUUGAACAAUUCCAUCAAUCUGUGAAAACUUCACAUUUUCAAUCUGUACUACGCGAUGUCCUGAGAUCCAACAUUCCUCUUCAUACUAAAGACUGGGUUGCUUCAUGCCUUGUAAAGCUUGAAUCCAAGUCUUCUUCAGGCUGGGACAUGUCCGACGACCCUCCCAUAGGCUUGGAGGUGAUUGUUUAUGAUACCAUACCAAGACUCGUUGAACAAAUGACUACGCCAUUUUCUCUUGAAUCUCGUGAAGCUGCCGCCAUUGAACUUAACCAAGUCAUCUCUGAAGGAGGCGUGGAGUGCAGCAAAGCCGUUACUUCUGCAGGAGGAAUAUUUUCCCUUGUGAAGCUUAUUGAAGAGGCGAGUGGCGAUGGACUGGAAGCUUGUCUAUCUAUCUUAUAUAAUCUUAGCAUGGAUGACGAGAAUCAUCCUGCUAUGGUUUCUGCUGGAAUUGUACCUGCACUGAAGAGGAUUGUUCUUUCUGAAGGAGCUCAGUGGCCCCGUGCUUUACGUUUGCUGAGAACAUUGCCUACAUGAUAUGAUUACGAAACUUCAGCUUUCUCGAGCAGAGAAGUUGCAGAUGGCUCUUGUGAGAACUUUGUUGUCCAUUGGUCACACUACCAGGAGUCUUCUUGCAAACAUACAAUGACUGCAUUUUGCUGAAGCUUGAAGAAGAUGGACUGUCCAUUUAUAAAGUUCAAUAGAAUGCAAGUGUAAGGGACUAUUUCUAAGUGUGCUUUGAAGGUCGUGUUAGAAGCAUAGCUGAAUGGUACAUUUAUUUGAUUUUUGUUCACUUCAUAUGGACCCA